Meloidogyne enterolobii is the source of this 589-nucleotide messenger RNA. NCBI's taxonomy places the organism in Eukaryota, Metazoa, Nematoda, Chromadorea, Rhabditida, Meloidogynidae. The record is from the annotation of a GenBank genome assembly.
CAAAAAUGAUGUUCUUGUCAUCUUCUAUGGCAUUCGGGAUCCUUUUCUUCUAUAGCUCACUAAUGGUUAUAAUAACCGGCUGUGGACUACCUCCAGCUCCGGCACCACCACCGGCUCCGUGCUGCGCUCCUCCUGCUCCACCGCCUCCCCCACCCUGUUGUCCAUGUCCACCUCCUGCGCCUAUGCAGUCUUGUUGUCCAUGUGCAGCAGCACCACCACCUUCUUCUCAUUGUGGUGGCUGUAUGUUUGGUGCACGCAGGCGAAUGUAUUCGUCAGCAAGUUUGCGGAAGUAUUGGCGAAGCAAAAGAGAGAUUGACGUGAUGAAAGUUAAUGAGUCAAUUGCAACACAAAAGUUACAAUAUAUCAAUGUCACCGAAGUGCCAUGUCCGCGAGCAGAAUGGUACAGCCCAAUGCGCAAGGUAUUAUGUCCCCGAUCUGGUAAAGCAUUCAACAAAAGUUUGAGACUGUUUAGAGAAAUGUUAAACAGAAAUAUAGACAUACAUAAUUGAAGGAAAAACAUAAAUGAAUAAAAAAAGCAUAUCAACUUAAAAUAGACAAUGACCUGGCACAAAGAAUAGACAAAAAACAU